Molecule: messenger RNA, 1476 nt
Organism: Closterium sp. NIES-65
Lineage: Eukaryota; Viridiplantae; Streptophyta; Zygnematophyceae; Desmidiales; Closteriaceae
Source: the annotation of a GenBank genome assembly
AUGAAGCCGGAUAAAGUUACCUUUUCGGAGCGUCAGCGGUUGAGAAAAGCAGGCGAGCUCGAAGAGGAAGACGCGAAGCCGAUCUUUGGAAAUCGAAUGAAAUCCAAGGUGACGUUUUCAGAGCGGCAACGACAAAAGCUGAGACGAAAAAAGACGCUGGACGAGAUGGAAACCCUAGAGUGCGUGGAUGGAGAAUUCGGAUUCAGCUGGUCGGAAUACGCGUCGGAUUCGUCGUCCGAGGCGCCGACGCCGGCAGGUGGUUUGGAGAAGGUCGAGUUUGGCGAAGAGUUGCGAGAGGAAACUGGCGAGGCUGGCGAAGGGACGGUGGUGGGAACGGCGUGGAAGGAGAAUCGUGGCUUCCGAGUGCAGAUUCGCCUCGGGGGAGCGGCGAAGAAGCUUGUCAGCGGAGCCAUUGCUGGAGGAGUGUCACGCACAGUGGUGGCGCCGUUGGAGACGAUUCGCACGCAUCUGAUGGUGGGGAGCUCGGGGCACCGCACGAUCGUGGGCGUGUUCCGCUGGAUCAUGCAGAAGGAGGGGUGGCGCGGGCUGUUCCGCGGCAACGCCAUCAACGUCAUCCGCGUGGCUCCCGGCAAGGCCGUGGAGCUAUUCACGUACGACACGGUCAAGAAGCUGCUCACCCCGCCGGACGGUGGCAAGCCCAUCAUUCCCAUCCCGCCCUCCUCCAUCGCCGGAUCGGCUGCUGGCGUGGCCGCCUGCUGCCUCAUGUACCCUCUCGAGCUCGUCAAGACGCGGCUGACCAUUCAGUCCAACAGUCUCGAGCACCAAAACGGGGCCAACCCAUGCAGAUAUACCUGUUUCCCUUUCCUUUUAUCUCUCUCCGCUCCGCCACACCACCCCACACCUCCCCCCGCCGACCCCUCCGCCUGCCCCCCUCCUCGCCCCCCUCCCCCUUUCUCUCCGAGCAGCCGGCCGGGCGAGUACCGUUCCAUCCUGCAUGCAUUCUACCGAAUCAUCACAGAGGAGGGCGCUCACGAGCUAUACAGGGGACUGGGCCCCAGCCUGAUAGGCAUUGUGCCGUAUGCCGGCUCCAACUACUUUGCAUACGACACGCUGCGCACGCUCUACAAGAGGCUUGCAAAGAAGGAUAAGAUCGAGCCGCUGGCGACGCUCAUCAUUGGGUCGCUUGCUGGUGCUGCUGCUGCCUCAGCCACGUUCCCCUUGGAAGUCGCCCGCAAACAGGUGUGUGGGGGGGGGGGGGGGGGGAGGGGGGAGUUGGGUGGGGGGAAAGAGAUGCAAGUUGGUGCGCUCAAGGGCCGUGUUGUGUACAAGGGGACAUUGGACUGCAUUCAGAGGAUCGUUCAGGAGCAAGGAAUCCAAGGGCUCUACAGGGGACUCGUGCCGUCGUGCGUCAAGCUAAUGCCUGCUGCCGGAAUCUCGUUCAUGUGCUAUGAAGCUCUGAAGCAUGUUUUUGUUGAAGACGAUAAGGUUACGGUAGCAAAACCAGGAGGUGCUUAA